AUGCCCUGCUUCCAUUCAACAACGUGGAAAGAGAUUUGCCUUCGCAGACAGCUGGACUCUUACGCAAGUCCGCCUCUCUCCCCGUCAGCGCAUUGGUCCUUGGACCUCGAUCCAGUGCGUAGGGGGAUGGAUGGCGAUAUCCAACGCAUGAAGCAGCAUGAUCUAAAUGCCCGUUUUGCAACCAGAGCCGGGAUGACCCGUCGUGGUGCAGCGGACCGGUUCAGACAGGCCGGGCCCCCAUCAGUAGCACGUGGAGGUGAUGCAUCCUCGCACGCCACGGGGCGGCCCCGGAUGUCCACCUACCUGGACUAUGGAUACACAAACAAUCCCUUUCAGGACGGUCCGUUGCAGGAGGACGAAUUGCAACCAUACCCCCCGACGUUGCGCGACCAGCACCAGCGCCAGCAGCACCCGUCAGUGCACCAGCCCUUAGCUCCCUAUGACUCCGAGAUGGUAUACGACAUCAGCGGGCAACAAGGCCCAACCCAAGCCACGUACGAGGUGGUGCCACCACCAUACUCGGCACGGCAAUCUGCAGCGAUGGAAGCCCUGUCCAGCCAGUUUGGUGUUCCACAGUAUUUCCCUUCAAAUGAACCGACAGGCACUGGGGUUCCAGCCGUAGGGCCACCCUACCUGUCAUCACCAGUCCCACUGUCCGCUUAUAACCAGCCGCUGCCAGGGCCCAUGGGACGCUCAAGCGCAGCGCAUUUUUAUCAAGCAAAUAUGACCGGACUGACGCCUGUGGGCGCUGGCGGACGAUUGGAGCAUCAGCAACAGCAACAGCAACAGCCGUCCACUCCUCCGCCGCCACCACCACCGCUGCCGCCGUCGUCGUCAUCGCAACAACAGCAACCACUGCAACCGUCGCAACCGCAACAACAGCCGCAACCGAUCCAACGGGCCGACUUUGAGUCGGUCAACGUGAGGGAAGUGUAUGCGCAGUUUCAACGCGCUGUGCGAGGAACAUUUGAUGAUACGCGCGCUGGCCGAUUGGUGGAGGCCAGUCGAUCACUCUUGGAAAUCUCCGAGUGGCUUGUGACUAAUGCGCGGGAGCUCGGAGUCCUCCGAGAUGAACAAACCUUCUAUGCCGAUCGACUCCAACUUUGGAAUGAUUUCAAUAUCUGCUGGCUGGCGCUCUGUCAGAAACAAAAAGACAUGGCCGAGGAACUUUUCCAGACAGGACAUCAGCCACCGCAGACAAGUCUUCUCAGCGACGAUGCGAUGGACAACCUCGGUAAAGAGCUGAUCCAGCUAUGCGAUCGAAUGGAACAGUAUGGACUAGUCGACUACCAGCUAGGCAUCUGGGAGGAAGAGAUUCUUUCCGGCCAAUGUCUCGAUAUCGUGGAAGACCGUCUCGACUUCUUCCGUUCGCAUGCAGUGACUGUAGCCUCACGGUGA
Molecule: messenger RNA, 1398 nt
Organism: Aspergillus saccharolyticus JOP 1030-1
Lineage: Eukaryota; Fungi; Ascomycota; Eurotiomycetes; Eurotiales; Aspergillaceae
Exons: 4
Coding region: 1-1398 (465 amino acids)
Source: RefSeq, a predicted model, not a curated record